AUGGAGCAAACGACUGUAGCUUUCCUGGGCCCCGCUGCGUCGUUUUCACAUCAGGCUGCCGUCGAAUUUUUUGGGAGUUCUGCUGAGUUGUCGCCUCGUGUAUCGUUCGCAGAUGCCUUCGCCGCAGUGCAGCAGGGUGAAGCAGACUAUGCUAUCAUUCCUUGCGAAAACUCGACUAACGGAUCAGUCGUCCAAACUCUUGACCUCCUGGCAGACCCGAACGACACAUACAAAGACGUUGAAGUAUGUGGCGUACACUAUUUAAGAGUGCACCACUGCCUCUUGGCUCGAAGAAGCGUUAUUACUAGCCAACGAGAUUAUGGAUCUGUUACUAAGCUCUAUACCCACCCGCAAGCUUGGGGGCAAUGUGAAGGGUUUCUUGGAAUCCACUUUAGAGGCAUUGAGAGGCAGGAUGUAUCAUCUACCUCUAAGGCUGGGGAACUUGUUUCAAAAGAAGAAACAGAACGAAGUGCUGCAAUAGCUAGUCGCUUUGCUGCUGAGUUCCAUGGCCUAGAUGUUCUAGAAGAGAAUAUCGAAGACAAAGCCGAUAAUACAACACGGUUUCUAGUACUGAGGAACAUGAAAUCGGAGCGCACAGGCCUGCAAUUCUUUGGAGGCUUGAACAGUCGCCGCGUACAAGGACUUUCUCCAUCAGCAUCAGCGGCAAGAAAGACCUUGAUCUCAUUCAUGGUUCGCCAGAAUACCCCGGGGGCCCUAGCGGAGGCUUUGUUGAUAUUCAAGAGUCAUGGCAUGAACCUUACAAGCAUCAACUCACGGCCAAGUCAGAAGAAAAAUUGGCAGUAUGUUUUCCUGGUUGAGUGCCAAACAGCCAAUUCUGUUGGAGAUAAAAGUGCAGCUGUUGAGAUUUUGCAUGAUUUGCAGAGUGUUACCGAGACUUGUAGACAUCUGGGAACAUGGUCUGAGUGA
Molecule: messenger RNA, 927 nt
Organism: Aspergillus alliaceus
Lineage: Eukaryota; Fungi; Ascomycota; Eurotiomycetes; Eurotiales; Aspergillaceae
Product: prephenate dehydratase PHA2
Exons: 2
Coding region: 1-927 (308 amino acids)
Biological process (GO): L-phenylalanine biosynthetic process
Cellular component (GO): cytoplasm
Molecular function (GO): prephenate dehydratase activity; chorismate mutase activity
Source: RefSeq, a predicted model, not a curated record